Cetraspora pellucida is the source of this 504-nucleotide messenger RNA. The record is from the annotation of a GenBank genome assembly. Lineage: Eukaryota; Fungi; Glomeromycota; Glomeromycetes; Diversisporales; Gigasporaceae.
AUGGCAAAUUCUACAUUAAAGAAUCGUACAACUACUUCUUCUAAACCUACCGAGUCUUCACCCUUUACUCCAGAUAGUGACCAAAUUAGCCUGAUCUUUUCGAAGAAAUACACAUUCCCAGUUAAAAAAUCCAAUAUAAAUUACAAAACUUUACCAAAGUUCAUCGAUGAUACUUUGAGAUACUUGAAUACAUUUAAUUAUCCUUAUGAAAUGUUUUAUGUUGAAAACGGAAAGGAGAUUGCAAUUAAAUCGAAAGAUUCGGAUGCAAUGAAGAUUUUGAAAGGACUUUGUGAAAGUGACACGAAUAUUGAUAAAGUCUAUUUCAUUGCUGAUAAGGAGGGUGGAAUCACAACUUUUAUAUACUACAACGUUGACUUAUUAUUACUUAUUGUGCUAAUAUUAUGUCUCACUUGGUUGACUAUCAUUGGGUCUUACGAAUCUCAGAUGGCGUCAAGUUUUUUUGGGAUUGUUUUAGCUUUGAGAAUGUUUAAAUAUCUUCGAUAA